This is a messenger RNA of Cylas formicarius (sweet potato weevil), 1090 nucleotides long. RefSeq lists its product as uncharacterized. The coding region runs from base 63 to 1004 and encodes 313 amino acids. NCBI's taxonomy places the organism in Eukaryota, Metazoa, Arthropoda, Insecta, Coleoptera, Brentidae. The transcript has 3 exons. The record is from RefSeq and is a predicted model, not a curated record.
ACAAGUGACAUUUUAAAGUCUGAUGUGUCGUUUCCCGAAAACACCAAAAUUAAUGUAGGACGAUGGACGAGUUUAUCGUGCAAAGUAUAAAAUUCUUGUCGAACACGAUCACUGUCCGCGUAGCAUCACAUCCCCCAUUCGCAAUAGAAAUAUUUUUGUCAGCCGUUGUUUGUAUCGUUCAUCUAUUACUGAUUUUUGAAAUCAAUGCUUUAGUGAAGAGGACCAAUGCCAGAGCUGUCGAGAAACUCAAGAUAAAGCAUGCAUCUAGAGAAAGUUGCUCGUACGAUAGUUUGGUUCCCUUACAACCCACACUUUUUCAAAAAAAAACGGAGUCCAUUGACCAAAAGCAAAUUUUGUAUAUGCCCUUUAACAGCAAGCGACUGCAGAGGAAAAUUAGUGGAGCAUCCAAUUUCGGUUGGAUCAUAUCUCAGGGCGAUUCGAUGUUGAGGAACAAAUUCGAUGACAGGGUAGAUAAUCUGCUAGCCAUAUCGCCAAGCGAAUACGUGCGUAGGGACAAGGAGCGAAAAAGCCGCGAAGCCGGUUUAAGAUCGUGCCUUCAAUCUUUGACGUCCCUUUUGGAAAAGGCAAUAAAUAACGACACAUUGGACCUACAGAAUGUGUCGAAGGACGACAUGAAGAGGAGCAUCAACGCGAUCCGCGAAAACUUUGAAUCCCAGAUUUCCAACAGCUACCAGUUGAGUGAAUUCCCGUCUCCCAGUUUGCAGAGUUUGAUAGCACAAUCCGCCGCGAAAAACGCUCUCGAAAAUUCCCUAUCACCAAACUUGAUGCCUUCAAUUUACAGAACAUCGAAUGCGAGAUACUCUUACAGUAAUUUCGACUGCUCGAACAGAAAAAAUGAGAACGUCGAUGAAAAAAGCAGAGGCGAUGCUGCGAGCCAGCUUGUUUUCCAAAAAAGCAACUCUUUAAGCGAAAUUUUCAGGAAAAGUUCAGACGAAUUUCAUGACGGAAACGAAAAGUAUUCGAAAAUUGUCUUGGCAAACUGAAUAAAUUGGGAAACGAUAUUGCAUUUUUUGAGAAUACCCUGAAAGAUAUAAAAAAUUAUUAAUAGGGGACCAGACAGACUGUGACA